AUGGCGGAUGCCGUUUGUGGACCUUCGAAUGCGCUCCAAAAUUUCCAGAAGCAUGCAUCCGUUGACCGGACCCUUCAGCAGGACCGAUUAGUCACACGCCAGUCACCAGCCCAGGGCUUUCGGUCCCCAAAUCCCAAUGCUGGCGCUCUGGAUGCAGAAUUCGAAGCUUUCGAGACCAACUUUGCGGGAAAGCCGGCCUCGGGACAUGUUGGUCCUUAUGCUGCUCCCAACCAUGGUCAUCAGCAUCCUAUAUUACCUACUGCAGGAGGUGCGGACUGGGCGGCAGACUUUCAAAGGCUACACUUAUCUGGACCCUCUCAUGAAGGUCCUCAACAUCAGUUUAGACCAGGGGCACCAGUAAACCAGGCUGCUCCCGGAGGUUGGCAGGACGAGUUUCUUAGACAGCAGCAGCAGCAGCAGCAGCAGCAGCAGCAAACUUCAGUGCAACAGUCACCUCACAUGCCGACUUUUCAGCCCUCUGUCAGACCAAAUUACCAAAUGAGUGGGGGCAUGAUGCAGCCUCUUCCAAUGCACCAGGACACAUCACAAGCCCACAUUCAACCUAAGACUGAGACUUUCGAUGAGGCUGCGUUUGAAGCUGCAUUUGAACAGGCGAGGGAGGAGGUGGAACGACAAGAAAACGCAGCCGCUACGCAGCAAGACGUCACGGAAAGCGAGUCGCUGCAAACAGAUACGAAUUUGCCCCCAGAACAAACGGAGAAGACGAAGAAGAUACUAAUUGGCUCCGACCUCAUCCUUCAUGGUAACAAGUCCGAUGCUCAAGAGCGGAGAGAUGAUGCGGACGAGUUGGCAAAAACUGCGGGACAGUUGCUCGACAGCGUCAGCCAUGAACAAAGUCAGAAAUUUAAGAACAGUAAUUUCCUCGCCCUGAUGCGUCGGAUCCGUGAUCGCGAGGUGCACAUCGAGGGCGAUGAGUUUCGCGAAACCGCGCAGCCCCUGCAUCCAGGUGGUCGGUACUAUCCUGAGGGUCACCGACCGUCCAACAGGGCGGAGGCAGAGAUGACGGGCGCCGCCGACGACGUCAGGAAAUUCGACGA
Rasamsonia emersonii CBS 393.64 is the source of this 1058-nucleotide messenger RNA. RefSeq lists its product as uncharacterized. Gene Ontology annotation, biological process: protein import into peroxisome matrix, docking. NCBI's taxonomy places the organism in Eukaryota, Fungi, Ascomycota, Eurotiomycetes, Eurotiales, Trichocomaceae. The annotation marks the transcript as partial. The record is from RefSeq and is a predicted model, not a curated record. Gene Ontology annotation, cellular component: cytosol; peroxisomal membrane. The transcript has 3 exons.